Sardina pilchardus (European sardine) is the source of this 1600-nucleotide messenger RNA. It is a transcript of the gene cdca8, whose product is annotated as cell division cycle associated 8. NCBI's taxonomy places the organism in Eukaryota, Metazoa, Chordata, Actinopteri, Clupeiformes, Clupeidae. Gene Ontology annotation, biological process: mitotic sister chromatid segregation. The transcript has 11 exons. The coding region runs from base 107 to 937 and encodes 276 amino acids. Gene Ontology annotation, cellular component: spindle midzone; chromosome, centromeric region; chromosome passenger complex. The record is from RefSeq and is a predicted model, not a curated record.
UCAGUGGCUGGUUGGCUCUCCGCGACAGAAUUUGAAAACUUCACCAACUGAUGUGUUGUGUACUGAGAAAGAGGGAACACCGAGAGAAGCUACCUUAAAACAAACUAUGGCGCCCAAAAAAAGGACCACGAAUAAGAGUCGUAAAAAUAACCCAAAGACUGCCAAAUUGGAAGCAUUUUUGGCCGAUUUUGAUGGCGAAGUCCAGAGCAUUGUGGAGCGCUUGAAGGAGAGGACCAACAACCUGCUGAAGGAUGCAGACUACUUGUACAACAUGGCACUUAUCAAGCUGUCCAAGUCAGUGCGUCACAUGAACUGGCUUGACUAUUGUGGUGCAUCUGAAAAACCCAAAUCGCCAGUCCUGGAUGAAAAGAAGGAUGCUGAGGAGGCUGCCAAAGUGGAAAGCACACUGGCUGAAGACCAUACAAAGUCCACCAAAAAAUCCACAAAGACAUUGAGCAGAGUUGAAGAUGAGGAAAAUGUCCCCCCAAAGUCCACGGUGAAGAAGAUGGGUAGACCUAAGAAAGUGCCCUCCACCUCACAGAAGAACAAAACGCGUUCUGUCAACAAGCAAAACAGUGCCAUCCGGAAGUCUGCCAAGAAGCCCCUGUAUACUCCUGCCCGUAGCUUUCUGGAAACCUCCCUCUUGGGACCAACCCCGCUUGUCACCCCUCGCUUUGACUCCAGGCUGCCCAAAACUCCAGCAGUGAGGAACCCCCGCCAUAGAGAGAAGGUCUACAGCAUCUCUGUUAACGGCUCUCCUAUCGCAGGAGGCAGUCAGGAUGUAGUCAUCAAUGUGCCCCUUGGAAAUGGAGAGUGCAUUCAGCUUUUGGCCAGUGAGAUGGACUCUGUUGACUUAAGUCAGUUGGAUGACAACGCUAUUAGGAGUAUUCGGCAACUACAGAAUCGGCUAACGGCGCUCUGUGGAUCUUCCAAAUGACUGGACAGUUUUCAUACAUGAUUCUUACAUAUUCCAAGGUGUUAUGAGUUUUACUAUCUCUUCACUAAGAUGACCUUUUUAUUCUUGCACAAUUCUUGUCAUUCUGACGUUCUUGUCCAUCUGCUUUUGUAUGUGUAUCCUUAUUCUUUAGAUAGAGAUGAAGAGUGGGUGAGGGGAAUUAAAAAAAAAAAAAAAAGCUGUCUAACUCUGGACUGGCAUGCUAGGUGUAGCAUAGCUUAAUUUGGUUUCCAGUUUUGUAAAUACACACAGAAGAAGCAAAGGGCAUUGAAUCCCAGGCAAGGGCCCGAUUAGCCCAGUGGUGUCCAUGUACAAACAACCAGCAGUACCAGUCGGGGCAUUUGUUUUCCUGUGUCUUCUGAAUAUAUAGCCAUUGCAAUACAUUUAUGAUGGCUAAAGGAUUGCUCAAUUGUAACACUCUGUACAGACCUGUAAAUAUGACUACUUUCGGACGAUGUUUGCUUAGAUGUGUACCAUACAAUAGUAUUAGUUAACAAUUAGUAAUUUGUGUGGUUGUCAAGCAUUAUCUAACCUUGAGUUUCCCAUUUUUUUUUAACACUGUGCAUUCACAAGCAAACCUUUGAGCAUCUGCCAUCAUAUUAUUUUUAAAUAAACAUUUGAGGCUCUCACUUCUUAAGCUGUCAA